AUGUCUGAUAAUUACAGUCACAAUGAAAGUUUAAAAUUAUAUGAAAACGAACGAAACGUAAAAUUAAUCAAAGAUCAUAAAUGUACAACAGUCAGUGUGCCAUCUUCAAAAAUUUUACAACUAGUAUCUAUUUUUGAAAACGAAGAAUCGGAAACAAAAUUGAAAUCUCUGUCACAGAGACGGUUGACGACAGCGACAACCACCGCGACAGCGGUGGCGCGAGGGGAGGAAACGGAAAAAGCGAAACGAGCUGACGAAGCGGACGGAACGGACGACGAAGCGGGUGAAGCGGAGGCGUCGCCGGCGGGCAGACCUGGCCACGCGCCUGCCGAAGGGGCAGCCGUCCAGGGCGACGGGAACUUCUCGUCUAACGCAUCGUACACGUCCACUGUGUCCGUAACGAACCGAGGCGGCAACUGGACAGGACAGCGCGACCGGAACCUGUUGUUUGUCAUUCAUCCGUGGUGCAUGCUGCACAAGUCGAGCGCGGACAGGCAGUCGGAAUUCCCGCCGCCCGGGUUUCUGGAACGGCUCAAGGCCAAGCUGAUGGCCCUGCACCGGCAGUCGGACGAGCAGCAGCGGCAGCGGCAUGGCCCGGCCGCGGCCGCGGUGGUCUGCAGGCGGCGUCGGCACACCCACCAGAGGAUCAAGUGUUGGUUCCAGUACACGGCCACAGCGCUUGGCGGCGGCGGGACUACGACAGCCACGUCCGCUGUCCAUCACGCCGCCCGUCCGCGAAACGAACCGGCGGCGGUGGUCGACUUCCUGUCCGUUUGGCGUCGGUGCGCGAACGCGGCGGCCGCGUGCGGUGCGGCCGAUCGUGGCUGA
Rhopalosiphum maidis (corn leaf aphid) is the source of this 828-nucleotide messenger RNA. RefSeq lists its product as uncharacterized. NCBI's taxonomy places the organism in Eukaryota, Metazoa, Arthropoda, Insecta, Hemiptera, Aphididae. The transcript has 2 exons. Bases 1 to 828 code for a protein of 275 amino acids. The record is from RefSeq and is a predicted model, not a curated record.